This is a messenger RNA of Staurois parvus, 353 nucleotides long. NCBI's taxonomy places the organism in Eukaryota, Metazoa, Chordata, Amphibia, Anura, Ranidae. The record is from the annotation of a GenBank genome assembly.
GUCAAAAAAUUCAACACACCAGCAGUGUGAGGAGACCUGAAAGUGGCACAUGGCAUGGCAGAGUGUGGCGAUGGAGACAGCAGCAAUGGGAGGCGGUACAGGGACCCAUGAGAGACUCUGGACUUGGCAGCAGCAUGAGGAGGCGGUAUAUAGGGGCCCAUGGCAGAUUAGGGGCCUGGCAGCAGCUAUGGGAGGCCCGUAAUCUGCCAGCACCCUAUGUCAAAAAAUUCAACACACCAGCAGUGUGUGAGGAGACCUGAAAGUGGCACAUGGCAGAGUGUGGCGAUGGAGACAGCAGCAAUGGGAGGCCGUACAGGGACCCAUGAGAGACUCUGGACUUGGCAGCAGCAUGA